Messenger RNA from Mercenaria mercenaria, 8442 nucleotides. RefSeq lists its product as uncharacterized. Bases 5512 to 7260 code for a protein of 582 amino acids. The record is from RefSeq and is a predicted model, not a curated record. The transcript is spliced from 5 exons. NCBI's taxonomy places the organism in Eukaryota, Metazoa, Mollusca, Bivalvia, Venerida, Veneridae.
UUCAUUGAAUUUGCUUGUUUUUUAAGCGUUACGGUCCUUGACUUAAUGAAACCUUAGGAAAAGUAGUGGCCUUACACUUAAUCUGAAACUGAGUCUUGACAAAAUGAUGAAUCUGGAUCACAGUGUGCACAAGAACACAGACUAAUGAAUUUCUUUCACAUUUAGUACCCUGUUCCUUCAUCUCUUCUGACUACCUGUAUUUGAAUUAAACUACUCAUUCUUAAAGUUUUCUUUUUCAUACUGUUUAACUACUGUUGGGUAUUCAUCAUUGUCACAAUUCAUCACAAUUAUUACGUCAUAGCGUUAAACGGCAUAGCGGCGCGAUGGAAAAGAAACCAACAGGAAAACAGGCUGUCUUCAAGGAUGUACUUAAAAAUCCUGAGUAACGUGUUAGAAUCGAAAUAAUAUAUCUCAUUUAGCGAUGAAUAAUGUAACGAAAUUACAUUUGAGGUUUGGUCUUAAAUUACGUUUUCCAAUCCAAGAACGUUGAUAUUUACGCCAAACAUACUAGUACAUAAGUACUAAAUACUUUAGACGCUUUCAUUAAAUUUUGUAAUAUCUUCCAGUGAUAAAUAUUCGCUGCGGAUCAAACUGUCAUAGGGGUUAUCUUUUGUUAACAUUUUACAAGGUAGAUACCAAAAUUAACCCAAUAAUUUAAAAGAAUAUUGAUCUGGUUCAAACUUCCCUUUAUCAGUUAUGUAGCAAAUUGUAAUUUUGACAUUAAAACAGGUAAGAGAAACGUUUGUUAUAGUAAUAUUUUAGAUUAAAAUUGUUUUCCUUGAUAUAGAUAUAUGUUUAAAUGGUUAUUUAGAGAUAGUAUCUUAAAAGCUUGAAAAUAGAUUUAUAAGUAUCUCAAAUAGCUUACAAAAUUUUAUUUUGUGAAUAUUCAAAUGUUCUUUUUUUAGAUAAUUGUUAUACAGAAACUUGAAAAGAGCGAAAACUCUUGCCUCAUGUAGGUAUUUAUCGCGGGUAACAAGCAAUUAUAAAAAGUGAUCACAACCUUGACAAUUAUAAUUUAAUCAUUCGAUUUGCACCACUAAGGCAGAUGCGCCUGUCAGUUUAUUUACUUUUAGAACUUCUAUAAUAAAGGAAAUAUCACUAAGUAUUUAACGAUACAGUGCCACACACGGGUGAUAAUUGUUGGUAUAAUUAUUGUGAUAUCAAGAGGACAAGAUCGAGAUUUUUUUUUGCAUCUCUUUUAUUUCGAGAUAACAAAUAAUGUUGUUUAUAUUUACAGGUGAGUUGAAUUUCACGUGCGUCUUUGCUCGCGAACAUCGGCUUAGAUAAUACCAUCAAGUUUAUUAUAUACAGUAUCAACAAGUUUCUUUAAAAUGGACAUUAAUUAUAAAUAAAUCUUAAAUCUUAAAAUAUAUUUUCUACUGGAGGAAAUUUUGAAUAAUUAUAUACAAAGGUAUUUCUAAUUAUCAUUUCUGUAUGGUAACAUUAAAACUUCAGUGAUUAAAGUUUCCCAAUCACGACUCCCCGCCUCUCACUUAGCUCAUUAGGGAGAACCAAGAGUUAUGGACCAUGGUGCGGUGAGUUCAAUCCCCACGGGAGGCGUUACAUCCAUUGUUACAGUAUCUGAAAUCAUUUGCUCGCCACAUCUGUUUCAUGAAGAGAAAUUGGCAGUUACGUGCGGAAAACAGGUUAGUACUUAUACAGAAUCUAGGAAAACUGGUUCUGGUUAACUGCCAAACGUUACAUAACUGAAAUACUGUUGAAAAAUAGCGAUAAAUCUAAACCAAACUGACAAACUGCCUUAAUUAUGGAUGCGUACUGCAUUUUUAAGAACUCUUACGUAGGACACAAUAACUCCUACGUACGUGUUACUAACUCCUACGUAAAACUUACUAACCCCUACAUACGACUUACUAACCCCUACAUACAACUUACUAGUUCCUACGUACAACUUACUAACUCCUACGUACAACUUGCUAGCUCCUACGUACAACUUGCUAACUCCUACUUACGAAUUACUAACUCCUACGUACGACUAACUAACUUUAACACAAGAAUCACCAACUCCUACGUACAACUUACUAACUCCUACGUACGUCUUACAAACUCCUACACAUGACCUACUAAGUCUUACUAACUCCUAGGUACCUCUUACUAGCUCCUACCUACGACAAACUGACUCCUACGUACGUCUAACUAACUCCUAUGUACGACAAACUUUAACACAAGACUCACCAAGUCCUAUACGUACAACUUACAAACUCCAACGUACAUCAUACUUACUUCUAUAUCAGUAGGGGAAACUUGCCGUUCAGGAAAUCAAUUUAUGGAUUUCCCUAGUUCCCAAAUGGGAAACUUGCUACUAAACAUAGUAACUUGUUUCCCGUUCGGAAAGCAAAAUCAUAAUAUUUUGACAUGUUUCCAUCAAAAGGCCGAGUGCAUAAAAUAUACAUGGUAUCCUUAAAUGAAAUAUACCAAUUUAAACUUAGAUACUUAAUCUAAAUUUCUAUCUCAAUGAAAUUUUUAUUUUACUUUUAUAUUUCUUAAUUUCAAAGCUUCCCGAACAGGAAACGCAACUUCCCCAUAUGUACAUUUACAUUGAAUUGCAUUCAGUCAUAAUUAAGACCCUUUUCCCACAUAAAAUACGUUUUUGUUUUCAGGUUUUUGUUCAGGUCCGUAUGAUGCAUAAUAUUGCAUAAAACCAUCUUGGGCCAGUAUAAUUUUAAGGAACAUAACAUUUACAACAAGAACUGCAUUUUUUUAAAAAAAAGUGUUGAAUGAUCUGGAAAUAUGAUUUUGAUUUAGCAGCUAUUCAGCUGGGCAAUGUUAAAAGGGUAUUUCAUCUGUAUUAUUUGUGUAACUUAAGUACUCUAUGAAAGACAAGCAAUUCAAUAUAAAUCUAUAUAAUGAGCUUCCCGAUCGGGAAGUUAGGUUUCCACUUUGGGGAACUUUGAAAUUGAGUCAUUCAAAUGUUAAAAAACAAUUGUUUGGACAUUUAAAAUAUCUUAAACGGUAAAAAUUUAGAUAUAUUUCUCAAGUUAAAAACGAUGCAUUUCAUUUAAUGAUACAAUUCAUAUUCUUAUGCACCGGGCCUUUUGAACGAAACAAGUAAAAAAAGGAUGGUUAUAUAUUUAGUAACAAGUGUGUGUGUGUGUUCGGGUUUAACGUCUUUUUCAACAAUUUUUACGUCAUAAACGACGGUGUCUACUUGUAGUGAGCACAGUGCCCAACUUUAUAGUGCUGCCUCACUGGAAUAUCACGCCGUAGACACGUGGCAUGAUACCCCACCAAUUCACAUUAUACUGACAGGGCUGACCAGUCCUAACACUAUCCCCUUAAUGCUGAGCGCCAAGCAAGGAGGCUGCUAGUACCAUUUCUUUACGUCUUUGGUAUGACGCGGCCUGGGAUCGAACCCACGACCUCCCGCACUCGAAGCGGACGCUCUACCACUAGACUACCGAGGCGGGUUUAGCAACAGGAUUCCCGUUCGGGAAGUAGGGAAAAGCCAGUGGGAAAAACCCAUUGGUGAACGGGAAGUUUCCCCUACUGUAUGUACGGCUUACUAAUUCCUAUGAGGACUUAAAAACUCAUUAGUAAUACAUGUACGAGUUUUAACCAAGGAGAAUAUUUCAGCAGUUGUUUUCAUUAUGCAGCUCUUCAGUUUUCAACUUGCGGUGUUCUGCUGUUGAUUGAUAUUAACAGACUGAAAAUCAUGUGAUAAGUGUAUAACAUUUCACGGGUAUAUAUACUAGAUAUAUUAUUUUGUGACAACUUUUUAUCAUGAAAGUAAAAAUGUUUUGUAUAAAUAAAUAGUAUGUAAAAAGAAGACUAAAUUAUAUUUAUCGAAACUUUUUCUGCCCCCUCGAUGUUUUGCAAUAUCUUCUACUGAUUUAUGAAAUUUGUCACACGUGUUAAAACUUACGUCGUAAAUAACAUCCUUGCAUUCAGCAAAAUCGAGUUAUGUAAAGAUACCAUUCACUUUACGACCUUGAAAAGGACAAACAGCUAUAUCUGAUUAUUUUGUUUUUAAUGAACGGGCAGAUAUCAUUUGACAAGGAUGUUGAGUGGUAGAUAUUGAAUUAUUUCUGAUGUAUGAUCACAAAACAAGGCAUGUAACGUUUUUUUCUGGCCGUCUGCACUUUACUUCCAUAUGUUUUGACAUCACGAAUGCAGUUUUAAACAAAUUCCGUGUCUUGCCGUCUAUUGUGUACUACGGUAUUUGUCGGUAUUUGCUGAAUAAACAGGACCGAACGGUUGGGGUCACAAAAUGAUAUAGGCUAAGUACUAGUGAACGGGGGCCUUUUUCACAAAUUUAACAUUUUUACACGAAUUUCGUAAAAUUUUGAAGUCUGAUUCGCAAAUAUGUUGUUGGUUGACUUUUGGACAUGGCUGUAUUGGAAAUGUGCAUAAGGGGUUAUUCACAUUUUUUGCCAAGAAGUUAAUAAUAAUAGUCUGAUUUCAUUGUACAAUUUAAAGUGUUUUGCAAUAAUGAAAAAAAUAAUAUAUAACAAUACAUAUUCUGCGUUUUAUUGAUGUUUUACUACAUAUACAGUGCGACAACUGUAUUAACUUCGCAAAUAAUUUCUUAAUUCGCAACAUCGUACGAUAGUCACAAAUUUACGAACUUUUGUAAAACAGCUUUUUCAUCGUACGAAAUGCGUAAGAAGUUCGUACAAAAAAGCUCGUACGAAAUUUUGUGAAACGGGUCCCCGGCCGAUACAUUUUAUUAACUAACAAUACACCUCACUAGAAUGCUGUUAUCAUAGUUUGUUUGAUUUUGUUUAUAGUUGAUUAACACCAGCCAUAAAAUGUUCUUAUAAAUAUGAACUGUACUUUAACAGAAUCACAAAUCACUUCAGCUCAUUUACAUUCCAUCAGUUUGAAAAUCGUCAGAAUUCACGAUGUCAGAAAUGUAUUGAAAUUGUCGCAUUCAUCCAAUUUCUUUUUUAAGUCCUUUAUCUUGCAUGUAGAUUAAAUAAUGCUACAACAAACUGUUGCGUGACAAAUCAGGUAAACUGCUAAAUCAUUUACUUUACGAUGACUUUAAUUCAAACAAUCUCUGCAUCAUACAGAGUUAUUGUUCCUCUACUUCCGCUUCUUAUUGCUAUUUCAUAUGCAUAACCCAACAAAUACAACACUAAGUUCACUCCCGUAAAAAUAUAUAAAGCUGGAGCUAUACUUAUCUGACUUGAUGCGAUCACCAUUUUGUUUUAUGGAAUAUAUAUGGUGUACACAUGACGUCUCUUGACAAAUAAAAAUGCAAGAAACUUGUAGAAGGCAAGCUAAGAUGAAAUUUAAAGCCGCAUUAAUUUUUUCCAAGAUAUGGCAGGAUAAAGAAGCUAUUUUGCUUUUGUCACGAUUACCUGCAUUAUAACGAAAUUUGUACAAUAAGUUUCCAAAAAGGACACCUGGAGGUUGGUUUGCUGUUCAUAAAGGUGGGCCACAAUUUUCAAAGACGACACUCUGUGUGAUUUAUAUGUUCUCAUUUAUUUUGCUCAAAUUUGUAUGUCAGUUUAAGAUUGAACAGAUUCCGGACCAUAAAACCUAGCUGAAAUGGAAAAGGACACUAUCCACGAAGAAGAAACAGAGGUUAUAAGAAGAAGGCCAAUGCAUGUCAGAUCUUCUACGUCGAUCCCAGAAGGUUUAAUCCUAGAUGAUGUGGAAAAGGACACUUCUGUCAGAGAAGAUAAACAUAAAGAAAAUCCAUCACCAGUCAGACCUUCUAAGCAUAAACGAGGUUUAGACUCAGGGUGGUCAAGUUUUGAUGACACUUACUUGGAAGAAGAAAUACCAAAAGAACAACCAUUGUUUUCCCGACUUUUCAAGCCAAAACUAGACGAAGAUUACCAGGAAGCAGUUUCUUCGCUUGAACUGGUAGACAACGAACGUCUCAACGAAAUGUGGGCAAAAACAAAAGAAAAUGAAAAGGAAAAAAGAAAAGUAUUUGAAUUGUGUGACAAUACCUGCAGCAACAUCAUGAAGCGACAUUCAGGAAAAGUUCUUAGCGUAUUGCCAGCUUAUGAUCCAAUCGAUAAAAAUAACAUAGUAUUUGUAUUAAUUACCAAGGAACCUAUUGAUGAGACAGAGCUUGAUUUAGAGUAUUCAACUGUGAUUCGACCUAAAAACACGUAUAGUGAGGAGGCUGCCCUGGUAAUGAUGAGUAAAGAGAACAAUGAACACAGAUUGUCUUUCAAAGAGUCUGAAAAUAUAAGACAAGCAAUUAACAAUAAGGCAAAGGAGCUAAUGCAAUGUCACAAGAAUCUGUCUGUCAUUUCUGGGAGUGGAGUUCGGUCAAAGAAUUUCAAACAAGGGAAACCUGAAAUUAUCCAGGAGGCAUGCAUAGUAUUAUAUGUCCAUACAAAAGGUAAAAUACCGUUAGAUGAAACUGAAUUUCCAAAAGAGUUGGACGGCAUACCGGUGGAUGUGAGGGAAGGUGAAUUUCAAAGAUGUGUUUCAGCUAAGGAAUAUCAACACACGCUGCAGAUGGGGUGUCAGAUAGAAUCAGGAAAGAUAGGUACCCUCGGUGGUUUCGUGGAUCACCCAGAGUAUGGACUUAGCGCAAUUACGUGCGCUCAUGUUGUUUUAGAUGAUGAAGAACUUCAUGACUUACGUAGGAAUUCUAAAAAGACAUGGCGCUGUAAUGAGAAACCUAUCUAUCAACCAGACAUUUCAGACAAGGUCAGAAACUAUUGCGGGCAACUGAAAGAAGCUAUCUAUAAAUCAGGAACUGGUGACAACUCGGGUGUUGAUCUUGCCGUCUUCCAGAUAGAGAAACGAGCUCCUGAAAGUGGAACGUUUCCGGAUGUCAAUAGCACUACAACUGAUAUGGUUUUCGAAACGGGGAAGUUGUGUUCGUCAGUAAAUGAAAAUUUCAAUUACGUUAUGAAAUUUGGAUGUACAACAAACAAAACAGAAGGAUUUGUCCAGUUUUCAAGUUCUGCUGUCAGAUUGAUAGAACACACUCAUACAUACAGAGUAAGUUCGAAAGAUUACACAUAUAGUUUGUUUAACCAGUUUGAAAUCCGACCAAUUCUGAAUCAGCAUAAGUUUGUCCAGCCAGGCGAUUCAGGGUCACUUGUUUUCAAAGAAGACAUAUCGCGUGACUUAUUAUGUAUAGGGAUGGUUGUAGGUGUCUUCGAGCCAUGUGGAAACGGCAUCGUAAUUCCUAUUUCAGCAAUAAAGGCUGAACUUGGUGUAUCAGAGUUAAAAAACUUCAGCUGGAACUUAUUCAAAAGAAUGGAUUCACGUUUAGCAAAGAUUGAGAACCAGUUACAAACCUUACAUAGCUUGCUGUCCAGGUGAAAAACAAAGAAACAAAAAAGAAGAAGAAAAAAAAAACAACAAACAAACAGAAAAACAAGGCUACGACUUUUAUGUCGUGUUACUGGUACUGUUUAAUUUCUCAGCAUGAACAUUUCGGCCUGGGUGGUUCCAAUACUCCCGCUUUCAUAGCUUUGGGUAUUGUUUAAUCACCCCUUGGAUAUGGUGCCUGCUUUUUAAUUUGUCUUUUGGCAGUUCCUGUGAUAUGCAGGCUCCAUAACCUCAGAUCCACUUUCUAAAUUCCAGUUUGUUUAGUUCUGCUCAUUGUUUUCUUGUUUAGGGCAAACCCAUUAUUUUAACUGGGGACCAUACGCCGCUUUUCAUGGAAUUACACGCUAGUGUAGCAUUGAAGGUUCCAUGUGCACCGCCGCAUGAACACAUCUGCGGAUGUCUCUAAAUUGUUUUUUGUACUUUUAGCAUGUGUAAAUGUUGAGUUCUGCUCAACCCGGGGCUAGAGGGCGUGGACAGUAGCAUGCAUUUUAACUACCGUCCAUGAACAGGCUCACUCAAACCGAACCUGCAACAUUUUCGUUUUUGUUGUUUUGAGCGACUGUGGAGUUUCCAUUUUUUUUCUAUUUCAUUGAAUUGCUCGCAAUACUAUGUAACAUUUUGUUUAAAUUAAAAUUGAAUCAAUUACUAGUAAAUAAAAAUUGAAACUGAAAUAGAGAAAAGGAUGAAAAACUCGUAGAGCUUGUACAUAUCUACGUAUGGGAUGCAUUAGCAAAAUAAUGGACUUUCGAUGCAGUUUCGUUUUUUUACCUUAUCGUUUUUGACACGUUUGUAAUUUAGAAAUUAUUUGGAACCUGUGAGUAGCUUUUUUGUACCAUGCUGUAAUAUUGUGUGUAUGUGUCUAAGACUGAAAUUAUGUUUAGCAAAUAAGGAGUAGUGCACAUGUUUUAUUAUAGUUACUUCUUCGCAGUUAACUUCACUUUUAAACAGUCUAAAUUCAUUUGUAUAAGAAGUUAUACAGAAAAUUUUAUACAAGCAACAGACAGUUAUAUUGUUUCAGUUUUAUUGAUUUUUUACCAUUAAAGUGCCUUAAUUCGUUAUAUGAACUUAGAUUUAGUGGUUAAUAUUACAUGAUACAUUUGCAAUUUCAUUACUUUUCAUACUGUUAUUGAUUUUAUAUAAGUACGGUUCUUAAUGUUGCUGUUUCUUACAUCA